GAAGAAUGCAUGGCAUUCGUCUUUUUUACUAACAACUAAAUUUUUGUUACGUGUUUUUUCAAUGCAUUGGCUGUUAGAAUGAAAUCAAAUGAGACAAAGGCAAUAGGAAAUCACCGCUAGUGGAUUAGUUUCUGUUGAAAUUAUCUCCACAUGAAGCAAGGCAUGACCACAUUUUGUGAUUAUAUGCGGACUUCAGCUGACAGUGACAAGUAUGGAAUAUUGGUGUAUAGGAAAUAAUGAAAAUGGAACAGGUUUCAUUAUAGUAUUUUUGCUGGCAGUGCUUCCUACUCUUAUUAGCAGUACUCCUAUUCCAACCUCCAGAUUUGAACACUGGCGAAGUCCCUGUACGGGGCCGGAAGCAGCGUCCCAGGACAUUCCGGAUUUUAAUUUCCCAGACUUUACGCCACCGACACCUUCGCUUCCACGUACUAUCAGCGAACUUGUCUUUCAGAUGAAAGAAACAAGAGACAAAGUGCAAGAACUAAAACACAACUAUACUGAGCUUAGAGUGCAUCAGGGUGACUGCGAAAACAAUUUAGAAGCACCCUAUCUCCGAUUGGACGGAUUCCCAUCCACCCCUGCAUUUCGAGGUGCCAUGCGCAUGAUCUCAGAAAUGAACUUAACAGAUAUUUUGCUCACAGAUUACCGAAAGUUAUCCGUUGUGAUGAUCUUCGUUGAGCAAGUGCGUUGGGACGAGGAGGUAUACGAAAGAGACCAAUUUACACCCAUUCUGAACAACAUCUUCCAAGGUCUGAAGUCCAUUCUCUGUGUCUUGUCAAAUGCUCUGACGACACAGGGUUCAAAGGUCACGGAUUUUGUCAACAGAACACACUCCAUGAACCAGCGGUACAGAACGAUGUCACGGACCGAUAACCAUGACCGCGACUACAUCAUUAUGAGAGAAAGCUUCAAGUUGUUCGGGAACAUGAUUUUGAAAUACACAGCACUUAAAGAUUUCUUGUCCAACCCAAAUUAAGCACGUUCAGUUCUGUAAAGACAAAUGUGUUGUGAUUUUUCUUAUCAUCCGUUCCUAAGUUCAAAGGUUUUAUAUUUUAGAGUUUAACUGCAUUUAGAACAAACUAUAUUUAUUCCGUUUACAUCAUGUUAAAUGGCAUACGUUUAUUGAAAUAUGUCCUUUAUAAUGUUACUUUUGGGGUUCAUAGCAAUGAUCCGCCUGUGGUGUUAUUAUGUAAUGAACCUUUGCUGUUAUAACAUAUCAAAUGCCUUCUUAAUGUUGUUUGUUUACUAUUAUUUAUUUUAAAUCUUGUGUUUAUUUUAUACAUGUAUUUUAAACUAUUCUGUUUGUACAUUUUUUACACCAGACAAUCAUUAGAAAUAGGUCAUGUCGUUAUCAUAUGUGUCUUAAUACAUUUUCUAACUUUUUCCGUCAGUGUAACCAUGACAAAUCUACUCUCUUCUUAGAAACUAUUUGUGCAUGAUCUGCAAAUAGUAUUGAUAUUAUAUUUCAUAUUUAUCAACCAAACACUCAGGAAAACUUGCAGAUUGAAAUGAUAUGAUCUCUUUUUUAAGUCCUCUUUCAAUUCAUAUUCAUAUGUUGUGAAACAUUGCUUUAUUUAAUGUCUGUUACAUGCUUUAUUUUACAAUCGUUACACGUGCUGAUCUUCAUUGUGAUGUGGAAUUACAAGGGCUUUGUUGUGUUGUUUGAAGUGUAUCCAAUAUUGUUUAAGUAUUUUGAUGAACAUGUGCAAUAUGUUUGAAAUAAACAUUCUUUUCCGCUGAAAA
Ostrea edulis (European flat oyster) is the source of this 1743-nucleotide messenger RNA. RefSeq lists its product as uncharacterized. The coding region runs from base 212 to 976 and encodes 254 amino acids. The record is from RefSeq and is a predicted model, not a curated record. Lineage: Eukaryota; Metazoa; Mollusca; Bivalvia; Ostreida; Ostreidae. The transcript has 5 exons.